ACCAAAGUUAGGUUAUAAAUCUUAUUUACAAAAAAACUAUAAUUAUUUUUGAGUUCCGAUUUGUUUAUCAGAAUUUUGAUUGAGUGAGUGCUUAUAUACGCAGAAUGCCUCAAGUAGAGGAACGCACAGUGCUCCCGCAGAAAUUCGGUGGGGGUCCCAAAGGUCUAGGAGACCCAGAUGACCUAUCGCUCCGUAAAGUUGAGCUGGAUGUUAUGAUUCCCAAAAAAAUGAGAGAGUUAGCUAGGGAGCAAAAGUGUUUUAAAGAAGUGGAAGACUUCACAAACUGCUGUCAAGCCAAUAAUUUAUUAAUGGUAGUCAAAUGUAGAAAAGAAAAUAGUGAACUUAAAAAUUGUCUUACUAAAUGGUAUAAUGAUGAGGGCUUUAAGGAACACUGCAAAAAUUUAUAUUUGCAAGAAAGAAGCCAAUAUAGACGUACUGGGAUACCUACAAAAACUAGGCUGGGAGGUACAACUAGAAUACCAUCAACAAUGUGAACAGAGUUUUUUGGGAUGUGCUAUAAUAAAUUGAACACUAAUUUCUCAAUUAUUUGUUGCAAAUAAGGCACAUCUGAUAUUAGUUUACAGUAGAUUUUAUGUUAUGUACAAAAUGUUGUUAAAUUAUUACAUAUGAAGUAAAACAGUUAUUUUAAAUCAUU
This is a messenger RNA of Anthonomus grandis grandis, 655 nucleotides long. RefSeq names its product COX assembly mitochondrial protein homolog. The coding region runs from base 105 to 494 and encodes 129 amino acids. The transcript has 2 exons. The record is from RefSeq and is a predicted model, not a curated record. NCBI's taxonomy places the organism in Eukaryota, Metazoa, Arthropoda, Insecta, Coleoptera, Curculionidae. Gene Ontology annotation, cellular component: mitochondrion.